Haliotis rufescens (red abalone) is the source of this 1172-nucleotide messenger RNA. RefSeq lists its product as uncharacterized. NCBI's taxonomy places the organism in Eukaryota, Metazoa, Mollusca, Gastropoda, Lepetellida, Haliotidae. The transcript has 2 exons. The coding region runs from base 303 to 971 and encodes 222 amino acids. The record is from RefSeq and is a predicted model, not a curated record.
UAGAACAGGUGUUACUAUUGACUGUAAUGGUCUAUACGUGUAUGUAUAACCAUAUUGUUGUUUGGGCAGGGAGAUAUAUACUAUAUUCCUCUAUGACGAUGGACACGGUGAUAUCACUAAGUGACGGCCAUACAGAUCUGAGGGAGUAUUCAGAAUGAUAUCAAGGUCGGUCGCGUAUGGAUCUAAAAAAAGACCCUAUUGAUGGAGUGAUGGGCAAUAGAGGGGAUUCCCAAGACUCGGAGCUGAACGUGGUACUCUUGACCAAAGCCACCAUGACGCCAUGACAGUUGCACGUAGAUAGAAUGGGUUAUGGCAGCAACGAUUUCCAUGAGAAACCUCCACUAAACAAGGUCGGACAAGAGACGAUGUCGACUGGGCAGAAGACGCAUCGGCGUGUUCAAAAUGGCGGUGAUAGUGCUGACGUUAAACCUGUGAGGUUGAAACUGGGUCAAAACACCGCAGAGCCGGACACUAGUCAGUUGUCGUUUGAACAAAUGUGGGAAUUACAGCGGGUGACUGACAAACGCGUUAAGAACAGAGUCUCGGAAGGCCUGUCUCCAGAAGGCAAGAUGGCGAUGGAACAAGCAAAGACGGAGCUUGAACUCUCCAGGAAGGACGGAAGGAUUAAAAAUGGCGCCUUAAACAGAACCAUAACCGAUAGCCAAAAUAGCAAUCACAAGAAACGCGGAAAAGUUAAAAAGCAAAUAAGUUUUGUCGACGCAUAUGAAAGUUCGUCUGCUUCGAGACUCUCCGGGGACCUCCUGGACGAGAGUUCCGGUGACAGGACUCAACGACGUCGUGCACUCGGCGGAGGCAAUGUUUGUGUCGCCAUGGAAACGGUAGAGAUUGUCAGCUACGGGGAAACGCCUAGUGAUUCGGAAGCAGACGACAUUGCAAUUGAGGAAACGGCGAAACUGAAUUCUGUGGAGAAAUGUCUUGUUUGGAUGGGAGUCCAUAGCCAAGAAGGUUGACCCACUUGGAGAUGAUAGCGUGGGUACAGAGGGCUCGGGGAUGAAUACAUGUUUAAAGGGGGUGUCACGUGGGCUGAAAUUGUGUCACCACAGUGUAAACGUAAGGUGGAGAUAUUCAUCAUAGUUCGAACUUACAUUUGCACUCUCUGGGCUGCUUGAGUGUAACGUAGACCAGCUCUUGCUGCACGUUCUACAGAGACG